This is a messenger RNA of Serendipita indica DSM 11827, 1110 nucleotides long. Lineage: Eukaryota; Fungi; Basidiomycota; Agaricomycetes; Sebacinales; Serendipitaceae. The record is from the annotation of a GenBank genome assembly.
AUGCAUCCAUUGCCGAAAGACGAUAGCAAGGCUGUCUAUGGUAUGCCGCACGGCAAGUAUGAGAGGGAGUUCAACAGACUGGAUCUUCAGCACGAAGCCGUAAAACUUGCAUUUGAGGGUCUCAACAUCUGUUCCGAACAGGUGGAUAGAGUUUUAGACCCUUUGGGUGGUCAGAAAAGCGUUCUAGACCUUGGCUCAGGCUCGGGAGUUUGGUGUAUCGAGAUGGCGGAGAGAUACCCACACGCAACCAUAUUAGGAGUAGACAUCGAACCUCAGGAUCGGUCAAAUGUUCCACCAAACUACCUAUUCGAGGUUUGGGAUGUAAAUUCCGGCCUAGAGAAGUUUUAUGGUCGGUAUGACCUCGUUCACACUCGCUUUACAACCGGAGUAUUUUCAAACCCACAAGCCGCGCUUAUCGAGAUGGAGAGAUGUCUCAAGCCAGGUGGACUCCUAAUCGUCAUCUCGGGUGGUUUGCUGCUCUCGGAAGAUCGUAAGACGAUGUAUCCGAUGUAUACUCGAGAAAAUCCGCGAGGUUCCUGGUUCCAACGUUCAGCUAUGGCGAUGUUUCUCGGAAUAAAAAAGCUGGGGAUUGAUGCCCAAUCAUUCGAACGUGAAAUUGAUAACGGCUUGUGGAAUCAUGAGCUUCUGGACCCGUCUUCCUGCGCGGCUGCCUUGAUUACCGUCCCGAUCGGACCUUGGCCAGCAUCUCCAGACGCCGAAGAGGCGCGGCGCCUCCAAAAGCUCGGAGAGUAUUGGCGUGAUAACGCCCUCAUUGUUCACCGACAUUGGGAACGCCUGCAUGAGGUUUCUGGACGCUCUCGCGCAGAAUGGAAACUUACUGUCAGGAACGUAGACGAAGAGGUUCGCCAGACCCGUCAUCGUGUGGCGAUGCGAAUGAGAGCAAUCUGGGGCCAAGCCCGAGGAGUUCACUCCCCUCUUUCAACGCCGUCCUGGCCGCCGACCCCAAGUAAGCCCCAUGGAUCCUUCCAAAUCGUCAGCAUACACCACUCAGAGGAUGAGUGGGCUCGAAUGGCGCAGGAGCAUCAAGCGACCAUUACGUCGGAGAUGCAUUCGUUCCUCGAUGUGGCAAAUUUUGACGCACUCCUAUGA